AUGCCACCUAAAAGAAGACGCAGUUCUGCUGCUGGGACUGCUCAUGAUGAUACUUUCAAUGAGUUGAUGAAACCAGUUUACAAGGGGAAGAAAUUAACUGAUGAGAUCAAUACUGCAGAAGAUAAGUGGAACUUACUUCCUGCCUUUUUGAAAGUCAAAGGGUUAGUGAAACAACAUUUGGAUUCUUAUAACUAUUUUGUUGAUGUGGAUUUAAAGAAGAUUAUUAAAGCAAAUGAGUUAGUUUUAUCCGAUGUUGAUCCUGAAUUUUAUGUGAAAUAUUUAGAUAUCAGAGUUGGUCAUAAAUCAACCGCCAAGCCAGGUGUUAAAGAAGUUAUUUUACCACCACACGAAUGUAGAUUGAGAGAUUUAACUUAUUCUGCCCCUAUUUAUGUUGAUGUUGAAUAUACCAGAGGACGUAAGAUUAUUAGACACAAUGAUUUGGAAAUCGGGAGAAUGCCAGUUAUGUUGAGAUCAAACAAAUGUAUGUUGGAAGGCAUGUCUGAAGCAUCAAUGGCUCAAGUUGAAGAAUGUCCUUUGGAUCCAGGUGGUUAUUUUGUUGUGAAUGGUACUGAAAAGGUUAUUUUAGUUCAAGAACAAUUGUCCAAGAAUAGAAUUAUCGUUGAAGCAGAUGAAAAAAAGGCUAUUGUUCAAGCUUCAGUUACUUCAUCCACCCAUGAACGUAAAUCUAAAACUUAUGUUAUCACCAAGAAUGACAAGAUUUAUUUGAAACAUAAUUCCGUUAGUGAAGAUAUUCCAAUUGUUAUUAUUUUGAAAGCAGCAGGUAUUACUUCAGAUUUGGAAAUUUUGCAAUUAGUAUGUGGUACCGAUCCAAACUAUCAAGAUUUAUUUGUGGUGAAUUUUGAAGAAGCUGCUAAAUUGGAAGUUUUCACCCAACAACAAGCUUUGCUUUAUGUUGGUAAACGUGUCAAAACCAUUAGACGUGCUGGUGCCCCUAAAUUGUCCCAAUUGCAAGAAGGUAUUGAAGCCAUUGCCACCACAAUCGUUGCUCAUUUAACUGUUUCUGAUUUGCAAUUUCGUGAAAAGGCUCUUUACAUUGCCACUAUGGCCAGAAGAGUUGUUAUGGCUAUGCACAACCCUAAAAUGGUUGAUGAUAGAGAUUAUGUUGGUAACAAAAGAUUGGAAUUGGCUGGUCAGUUGAUGUCCUUGUUGUUUGAAGAUUUGUUCAAGAAGUUUAACUCUGAUUUUAAGGCCAAUAUCGAUAAAGUUUUAAAGAAACCAAGCAGAACUUCUGAAUUUGACGCUCUAUUGUCCAUCAACAUUCACUCAAACAAUAUCACUAUGGGUUUAAAUCGUGCAAUCUCUACCGGUAAUUGGUCCUUGAAACGUUUCAAGAUGGAAAGGGCAGGUGUUACUCAUGUUUUAUCCAGAUUGUCUUAUAUCUCCGCUUUGGGUAUGAUGACCCGUAUCUCAUCACAGUUCGAAAAGUCCAGAAAAGUUUCUGGUCCUAGAGCUUUACAACCUUCUCAAUUCGGUAUGUUAUGUACUGCCGAUACACCAGAAGGGGAGGCGUGUGGUUUGGUUAAGAACUUGGCGUUGAUGACACAUAUUACAACCGAUGAUGAAGAAGCUCCAGUUAAAAAGUUGUGUAUUGCAUUAGGUUGUGAGCCUAUUUAUGCCUUGGAUUCUGCAACUUUGCAUUCCGAAGGGAACUUUGGUGUUUAUCUUAACGGUACAUUGAUUGGUACAACCAGAUUCCCUCAAAAGUUUGUCAAUGAUUUCCGUCAUUUAAGAAGAAACGGUAAAGUUUCUGCAUUUAUUUCUAUUUAUACAAACACACAUCAUCAAGCUGUUCAUAUUGCUACUGAUGGUGGUAGAAUCUGUCGACCAUUGAUUAUUGUUGAAAAUGGUGAAUCUAAAGUGACUGCUGAACAUUUAGCCAAAUUGUUGAAUCAAGAAUGGAGUUUUGACGACUUUUUGAAACACGGGUUGGUUGAAUAUCUUGAUGUUAACGAAGAAAACGAUUCUUUGAUUGCAUUGUAUGAAGAAGAUAUCAAUGCCAAUAGUAGUACUACCGUCACACACAUGGAAAUUGAACCCUUCACAGUGUUGGGUGCAGUUGCUGGGUUGAUUCCAUAUCCACAUCAUAACCAAUCUCCUAGAAAUACUUAUCAAUGUGCGAUGGGUAAGCAAGCUAUUGGUGCUAUAGCAUAUAACCAAUUCAGAAGAAUUGAUACAUUAUUAUACUUUAUGGUUUAUCCACAACAGCCUAUGGUUAAAACAAAAACUAUUGAAUUAAUCGACUAUGAUAAAUUACCAGCUGGUCAAAACGCAACUGUGGCGGUUAUGUCUUAUUCUGGGUAUGAUAUUGAAGAUGCUUUGGUGUUGAAUAAAUCUUCUCUUGAUAGAGGAUUUGGUAGAUGUCAAGUUGUGCGUAAGAACACUGUUCAAUUAAAGAAAUACCCUAACCAUACACAAGAUAUUCUUUCGGGUAUGAGAGUUGAUGAAAACAACAACCCGAUUUUCCCUCAUCAAGCCUUAGGUCCAGAUGGUUUGGGUGAAGUUGGUAGCAGAAUCCAUAAUGGACAAGUUUUUGCCAACAAGUGUGUUCCAACCAAUUCUGGUGAAUCAGCACUUGGUGGUCCACAACAAGAUGAUAGACAAAUGGAUAGACACAGAGAAGCUCCAGCUUUCUAUAAAGGUCCUGAACCUUCUUAUAUUGAUCAAGUUAUGAUGUCCGUUAGUGAUAAUGAUCAAGCUUUGAUUAAAGUUUUACUUAGACAAACUAGAAGACCGGAAUUGGGUGAUAAAUUUUCAUCUAGACACGGGCAAAAGGGUGUUUGUGGGAUUAUUGUUCAACAAGAAGAUAUGCCAUUUAAUGAUUAUGGUAUUUCCCCAGAUAUUAUUAUGAAUCCACAUGGUUUCCCAUCUCGUAUGACGGUUGGUAAAAUGAUUGAAUUAAUUUCAGGUAAAGCUGGUGUCUUGAAUGGUUCUUUGGAAUAUGGUACCUGUUUCGGUGGUUCCAAAUUAGAGGAUAUGUCCAAAAUAUUGGUUGAAAAGGGGUUCUCCUAUUCCGGUAAGGAUAUGUUACAAUCUGGUAUUACUGGAGAAUGUCUUCAAGCUUAUAUUUUCUUUGGUCCUAUUUAUUAUCAAAAAUUGAAACAUAUGGUUUUGGAUAAAAUGCAUGCAAGAGCUAGAGGUCCAAGAGCUGUUUUAACAAGACAACCAACUGAAGGUAGAUCAAGAGAUGGUGGUUUGAGAUUGGGUGAGAUGGAAAGAGAUUGUGUUAUUGCCUAUGGUGCUUCUCAGUUGUUAUUGGAAAGAUUGAUGAUUUCUUCCGAUGCAUUUGAGGUAGAUGUUUGUAACAAGUGUGGUUUAAUGGGUUAUAAUAAUUGGUGUACAACUUGUCAAAGUUCUGAAAAUGUUAUUAAGAUGACAAUUCCUUAUGCAGCUAAGUUAUUAUUCCAAGAAUUGUUAUCCAUGAAUAUUGCCCCAAGAUUAAGGUUAGGGGAUGUAUUUUAG
Molecule: messenger RNA, 3480 nt
Organism: Candida tropicalis MYA-3404
Lineage: Eukaryota; Fungi; Ascomycota; Pichiomycetes; Serinales; Debaryomycetaceae
Product: DNA-directed RNA polymerase III core subunit
Exons: 1
Coding region: 1-3480 (1159 amino acids)
Biological process (GO): DNA-templated transcription
Cellular component (GO): RNA polymerase III complex
Molecular function (GO): ribonucleoside binding; DNA-directed RNA polymerase activity; DNA binding
Source: RefSeq, a predicted model, not a curated record